CAUUUUAUAUAUAAACGACCGCUGCGACAAAUUAUUAUACUUUCCUAAAAGAAUUGGUGUGAUACAGAUCUCAGUAUGAAGGCUUUCUUGUUUUUAUGUAUUGUGAUUUUGGCUUGUGGCGCCAAUGCUCAUAAUGUGCAUUUAUCAUCAGCUCAAAAGGAAAAAGUACAAAAAUACACAGCGGAAUGUGUGAAAGAAUCGGGUGUAAAAUCGGAAAUAAUUGCGGAAGCGAAGAAGGGACAGGUCAGCGAAGAUGAGGGUUUCAAGAAAUUUAUUUUGUGCUUUUUCCAAAAGUCAGGAAUAAUAUCGUCGGAUGGAAAACUUAAUAUGGACGUGGCUCUAUCAAAAUUACCACCGGGUAUUGAUAAGGCGGCUGCUUCUAAGUUACUAGAGGAGUGUAAAAAUAAAAAGGGCAAAGAUCUUGUUGACACUACCUUUGAGAUUUUCAAGUGCUACUAUGUGAACACUAAGCAACAUGUGAUCUUUCUUUAGAAUAUAAAAUGUAACUUAUUUAUGUUAUUGUAAAAAUUAGGUCGAAUUAGGAACAUAUGAAUAAGUAGUAAUUAAAACAUCUGCAUCGUUUAUAUGAAAGAAA
Molecule: messenger RNA, 595 nt
Organism: Colias croceus (clouded yellow)
Lineage: Eukaryota; Metazoa; Arthropoda; Insecta; Lepidoptera; Pieridae
Product: general odorant-binding protein 69a-like
Exons: 2
Coding region: 76-492 (138 amino acids)
Biological process (GO): sensory perception of smell
Molecular function (GO): odorant binding
Source: RefSeq, a predicted model, not a curated record